UACGGAAAAAAUACAGUACUCGCACGAUUGGUUUGUGGUUAGACAUCAUAUAUACGUAUAUAUAUAAAUAUACGUGUGUGCGCACAUACACGCGGGUCGAGUUCGAAAAAGAUUUUACGACAUUCCCGGUGGUCCCGCGCGAAUGAUCUCGCGUCUCGGACACCGCGAGAACACGGUUGGGAAAUACGACGAAGAUGGACGUACCACGCUUUGAGGUAUUUGUAGGUAGUUCUCUACGAUAGCGUGACGUGUCGAGAGAUUGUCCCGUUCGAAAAUUACCGGAUCGUCCCGGUGAAAUCCGUUUAAUCGUUAAGACGACUCGUGAGCUUCGAAAAUGUCCGUGACCUUCGCGCAACGCGGCAGGCCACCUCCGAAUCCUGCCCAGAUACAAAAGAUGCUCGAUGAGAACAGCCAGCUUAUACAGAUGAUUCAAGAGUAUCAGAACAAGGGCAAGGCACAGGAAUGUAUACAAUAUCAACAAAUAUUACAUCGCAACUUGGUAUAUCUGGCAUCUAUCGCUGAUGUGAACCAGAAUCUUCAGACUUUAUUACCUUUACCUCAAGGUAUCUCGAAUGGUCCUCAGCAUGGUAUGAUGAAUCCUCAAGGGCUUCCAAGUGGUCCAGGUGGUACAACUGGUCCUGGGGGAGAAAUGCCACCAAAUACACAGCCAGCAAUGCCAAUGUCGACAUUCAAUCAAGGUCAGCCAAUGGCGCAAGGGUACCGUGGACCUGUAAUGCCUGGUCAAGGACCUGCUAUAAAUAGGCCUCCCACCGCACCAGGUCCACAGCAGUACAGAGGUCCACAAGUUUAUCCUCAGCAACCAUCUCAACAAGGGUAUCCUGCUCAAUAUACCGGUCAAAAUCCUGGCUCAAACUACCAAGGUCCACAAGGAUCUGGAUACACGCCUGGUCAACCAAACCAAUAUGGACCGCCAAACGCUACCCAGCAGCAAGGAUAUAGUGCAGGGACACAGCCAAACUAUGGUCCUCCAACUACAGUGAACAGUUAUGGUCCGCAGCCAGGUGGUUAUCCGCCGCCGGGUACAGCUCAGCCACCCUCUGGAUACGGACCACCACCGCCAAAUCAACAAGGCUAUCCACCUUCAAACGCCUCCCAGCAAAAUUUCUCAUCAGGUAGUCAACAACAACAACAACCAGGACAAUAUGGCAGUCCUAGUCCACAACCAAAUUAUCAGCAGCCUCCGUCCCAAGCGCCACCUCAAAACGCGUACGUCGCUGGACAGCCCGGAAGUUAUCCUCCUCCAUCCUCGCAGGCAUACGCGAAUAAUGUCCCGCCGCAAAAUUAUCCGCCACCCCCGACAACUAGCGCGACUCAGCCCGGUCCGCAACCUGGGUCUCAACAAAACGCGGGUCCGCAACCUAAUUACGUUAGCCAACCAAGUCCAGGUCCUGGCGCGACGCAGUAUGGUCCCGCCUCUACAUCUCCACCAUUUAGCACCUCCUCCGCAAGCGGCGGCAAUACUUACGCCCAAAGCAGUCAACCGACGAGCACGCCGUCUGCCUCGACGCAGACGUACCCGCCUAAUAGUGGUCCGCCACCGACGUCGCAGGGCGGAAGCUACGCACCCCCGGUGCCACCAUCCCCCUCUGGAUAUCCCGUUCAUCAAACACCGCAUCCGACAUCGCACCCCCCGCAUCCACCGCCACCGCAUCAGUCACCGCAUCAACCGCCGCACACCCCGCAUCAGUCACCUCACCAACCAACACAUCAAUCAUCCCAUCAACCACCCUCGCAUCAAUCACCACACCAGCCACCGCAACAAUCUCAGCAACAGUCGCAAACAGCUCCACAGACGCAACAGCAACCGUCUCAGAGUCCAGCACCGAGUGGAUUUCAACCGCCGUCUGGUCCACCACAGGGUCCUGCCCCACCACCAGGACCUCAACAACAACCUGCCUAUGGACCUACCACUACGCAAACAUAUGUUCCACCGACUCCAGCAGGGCAACCACAGAUUUACAGUCCUCAUCCACCACAAGGGGGACAACAUUAUGGACAUCCUCAGUAUCCUCCUCAAAGUUAUCCCCCACCGCCAGCAGGGCAAGGAUAUCCACAGUAUCCACCACGACCACCUGGUGGACAUAUGCCUCCCCCACCAGGACCACAAGGACCACCACCACCUAAUCAAUAUGGAGGUUACGGUUAUCAGCCACCCACACAAUAAAGUACACCAGUAAACACUCAUAAACUUACAUAAAGUAGAGAUCCACACCAUGAAAAAAUAGGAUAGAGAGGACCCGAAUCGGGAACAAGCGGCCAGUCACCCAAAUUUGCGAAGAAUUCAAUAUCCGGCAGUGUUACUUUGCGCGCGAGUGACAACAGUAUAGCAUCCAUAAAUAUUUUGAAGCCAACGUACUGGCCGUAACAUUGCCUAUAAACCUAGUUUAAUGUAGUUUAAAUCAACAUUAAGUAAACAUUACAAAUCAACGAUAUUAACAUAAUAUUUACUCUGUUAGAUUUCAAAACGUAAUGACAAAGACUGAUGCUGGUUGGUCGGUCAUAUCUUUUGAUAAUGGUUUGACGUACUUUAUCGAAGUCAAUAUUUGAAAACGGAGAGAGAUCACGAUAUAUUUGAGUGUAAUUUUGUUGACAUUGAUAGUGAUUUAGCCAGUUAGUGAUUGAUGGAUUUGGACAGUAACAUUCUUCCUCAUAAACAGGACCUAAAAACUCAAUUUUUGUUAAAUUUUAGGUGAGAGUUUAGAGAUCUUACAUAGUCAAUAAUAUUGUUAAUAUUAAUAGACAUUGACAAUAUUAUUAAUUGUAUGUGAUUAAUUGACGAUUUGAUAUAGAAUAUUGACAGUAAUAGUCAUUGAAUUUAAUUCUCAAGCAUCAAUCUCUUUAACACAUGGAUAAUAUCUCUGUUAUAGAGCGAUAUUGUUGCUUGAAAACCAAGAAAUUCAAAUCACUAUUCUAUAUUAAUAUCAUUAUCAUCAUUAAUAUUGUCAGUAUUAUCAUUAACAGUUUAUUAUUGAUCUUUGUAAUGUACAUAAAAUAUUAAUAAUUAUUAUCAAUAAGAUUGUACAACAUUGUAAAAAUCUUGAUGCAAACUGUCAAUAUUUUAAUGAUUCAAUAUUACUGAUCAGUAUUGAAUGUGAGCUCCUAAUAAGGAAAACAGACAUUUAUACCUUUGAUCUCUGAAUGUGGUAGUGGUAAUUCUUUUCCUUUGAUUUUCACUUUAAUCUUAACAUCGAAACAGGUAUUAAAAACUUUGUAACGUAUUAUAAAACUACCAUCUUUACAGUCAAAGAUUUGGGACCACACGCGACAUGAUGCACCAUUGAGAGAUUGUCCAUAUAUUUGUCCAGUGACUAUAUUUUCACCUGGAGAUUUUGUCAAACUAGAAGUAAUAUUAUAUGAAUCAGAUAACUUGUAACUAUAUUAAUCACUGAUGUAUUUAUAAUUUACUAGCAGUUGAAAUUUCCCUCUUUGAAAAUUGUUACACAAUUAAAAAUUUCAAAAUAUUGUAUAAAAAUAAUAUCCAAUUCUCCGUUACUGUAGAUUUUUACUAUUGUAAAGAUAUACGCACUAUUUGGAUUAUUAUCUUUAAACAUUUAAUAUCCUCGUAUACAUUUAUUUUGUCACCAAUUUAAUAUACAAUACUGAAAAUAAUCUAAUGUUAAUGUCAAAACAUUUUUUAAUUUAAAUAUAUUAAAUUUUUUUUUUCCCAGAAAAACUGAAUAACUUUUAUAUAUACUUGAAUAAUUCCUUAAUUAUUAAGGUAGUAUGAAAGUUUUGGCCCCUCUCUUUGGCAUUAUUCUUAUUACAGUGUGUCAACAUUCUAAUAAAUAUCGUAAAAAAUUAUAUAUUAGAAAGAUAACAUCAAGGACUGUCUAUAAUAAAAAAUUGGUUUGUGUUUACAAUGCUAUCUUGUAUCAACAAAAAUAAGUUUAAAAAAGUUCUUAUUUGUAAUAUAUUGUAAAAAGAUAUAAAAACAACAGGAAUUUCAAAAUAA
Monomorium pharaonis (pharaoh ant) is the source of this 3973-nucleotide messenger RNA. Its product is annotated as basic salivary proline-rich protein 2. The record is from RefSeq and is a predicted model, not a curated record. Gene Ontology annotation, biological process: positive regulation of transcription by RNA polymerase II. The coding region runs from base 335 to 2185 and encodes 616 amino acids. Gene Ontology annotation, molecular function: transcription coactivator activity. The transcript is spliced from 7 exons. Gene Ontology annotation, cellular component: nucleus. Lineage: Eukaryota; Metazoa; Arthropoda; Insecta; Hymenoptera; Formicidae.